CUCCUCCUCGAGCCGCCAGUCGAUCUCGAGUCUGUGCUCGAGGAGCGUUGCCAAUAAGGAGCAGCGGAUCGAUCGUGAUCAUGAGAGUUCUGUACUUCCUCGUAUUCCUGGCGUUGUUGUCGCUGGUCGUCGAUGUCGGCGCAUGGAAAUUUUGGAAAAAGAAGGAUGAAUUGACCUCGACGACCCCGAAAUCGUCCAGCCAAGAGCUCAUGGAACCCCCGAGCCAUACCAACAAGGGCAUCGCCGCGGCCGUUAAUCCGGCCCUGGCCAUUGGUGUCGGCAACCUCGGACCCAAGAGCGGCGAGUCGCCGAGGAACCAACCUCGUAAGCCAAAUCCUGGCACGGAAGUUGCCAUCGAUAGCGGACCACCCAAGGCCGCCACCGGUACCAAUUACAAGAAUUGGGCCGCCGAAUUUGGAGGCAUCGAGGCCGGCACCAUCAAGGAUAAGUCCAAGAUGCAGGAGCAGAAGACCAUUACGAAGCCGGACAAUCCGCAUCACGGUACAGGUUCGUCAAGCAUUUUCCCUCCUAUAUCGCUGAUCUCCCGAUACGACGGUAAAAAUCUCAUGGGGAAAAUUGGUAAUAAAGCCGCGACGUCGCAGACGACGGCGUCUACCCGGGCGCCUAGUUCAGUGCCAACGCCAAUCGCACGCCCUUCGAUCCCGGCCUCGCAGCCGAAAUCAAAACCAGAGACGCCACAGUCGAAAGCAGGUUCGGCCGUGGAUAGCAAGAACUGGAACGGAGUCGCCGACGGUGGAAAUCGAGUCGAAUUGCCGAUUCCCGGCCUGAGAGCCCAGACCCCGAGCCCAACGACACCUGGACAGCAUCCGUCUGCGUUUUUCUCCCUAGUACAUCCACAGCCGGGAAACGCCGGCCAGUCUGGACGUCCCAGCAUCUCGACCGGGGCGGCAAUUGGAGCUGCCGGGAUCGGUGGAGCGGCCCUCGCCGGGGCGGCCGCGACCUCCAACUCCGGCAAGGUCUUCUCGAGCAAUCCGACCUAUAGUAAGGGCAAUGCCAUCACCGACGAGGACCUUCAGAAGCUCUCCGAGGCGCUUUUCAUCAAGGACGUGAACAACGCCAACAAGUACAUCACUCUCAAUCUCCAAAAGACGACCACCGGUAGUAAUUCAAAGGACGAGGCUGUGCAGCCGCUACUUCAAGUCAAGCCCGAAGCUCUGCAACUGCCGACCAUUCGAAAAGUCCUGGACAUCUACGACAACUACAAGCUGGACACGCGUGAGAACGAGUACAUAAGCCCGGCCCAGCGCCAGGAGGAAAGCCUCCUAGUCGACACGUUCCUCAGCACGAACCUCAUGUCGGCGGCGAUGCGCUUCCUCGCGGACAAGGGCUUCAUCAAGAAGGACUACUACGAGUACAAGGACACGCUGCGGACACUCUGGUUCAAUCUGUACUCGAGGGGCGAGGGGAAGAUCGGCAGUAGCGGCUUCGAGCACGUGUUCCUCACCGAGCUCAAGCUCGGCACCGAAGUCUCCGGUCUGCACAAUUGGAUCUACUUCAACGCCGAGGAGCUGAAGAAGCGACUCAAUUAUCUCGGCUACAUUAAGAAAGUCGACCUUGGCAAUAAAGCGGCGAUCGUGAAGGCACACGUGACGUUCGACGGCAUCGACAAACCCGUAACCGACAUCUUCGUGGGCACGUCACCUGAACUAGAAAUGGCCCUCUACACGGUCUGCUUCUUCGCAAGAUCGGAAAAACCGUGCCCCGUCUCCCUCGGCGGUACAAAAUUCAACAUCAUCACCCACAAGUUCAGAUACCGUGGCAGAGAUCUUAUUGGCUCAGCUUAUCCCAGCAUCUAGAUAACUCUCCUGU
This is a messenger RNA of Ceratosolen solmsi marchali, 1830 nucleotides long. Its product is annotated as poly(U)-specific endoribonuclease homolog. The record is from RefSeq and is a predicted model, not a curated record. The coding region runs from base 81 to 1817 and encodes 578 amino acids. Gene Ontology annotation, molecular function: RNA endonuclease activity. The transcript has 7 exons. NCBI's taxonomy places the organism in Eukaryota, Metazoa, Arthropoda, Insecta, Hymenoptera, Agaonidae.